CCAGGCCAGAGCUGGUCCUGCUGGAAGGCCUCUGCAUCCUCAGCAUCCUCAGCAUCCAUAGCAUCCAUAUCAGUCAAUCGUCUUUAUUGAGCGCUUACUGUGUGCAGAGCACUGUACUAAGCGCUUGGGAAUCCACAGACCUCCUGAGGGCUUGGGGGGACCAUGCACCCCGCUUUCCAGUGUGUUUUUCUUUUGCAGGCCCUGGCCCUCCUCCUGCAGGGCGGCCAGGGGCAAAAGGAGGCCGGAGGGGCGAAGGAGGUGGAAAUCGAAGUGGUCCAUCAGCCCCAGCACUGCGCCAACAGAAGCAAGAAGGGAGACCUACUGAACGCCCACUAUGACGGUUACCUGGCCCAGGACGGCUCCAAGUUCUACUGCAGCCGGACCCAAAAUGAAGGCCACCCAAAAUGGUUUGUUCUUGGAGUUGGACAAGUAAUUAAAGGGUUAGACAUUGCUAUGAUGGGCAUGUGUCCUGGAGAAAAACGGAAAGUGACAAUCCCCCCGUCACUUGCAUAUGGAAAUGAAGGCUAUGCCCAAGGCAACAUUCCACCCAACGCCACGUUGAUCUUUGAUAUCGAACUUUAUGCUGUGACCAAAGGGCCGCGGAGUCUCGAAACGUUUAAUCAGAUCGACUUGGACAGCGACAAGAAGCUCUCUAAAACCGAGAUCAAUCACUACUUGAAGAAAGAAUUUGAGAAGGAUGACAAGCCGCGCGACCAGUCGUACCAUGAUUCAGUUUUGGAAGAUAUUUUUAAGAAGAACGAUCAUGAUGGUGAUGGCUUUAUUUCAUCCAAGGAAUACAAUGUCUAUCAACACGAUGAGCUAUAGCAGCAGGGCCUUGCGGAUCUAGGAGUCAGGAGAGAUCAGGCAAUCAGGAAGAAGAAUGGCAGUGCCAUUGCUGGCUCAGGCCAGGGGUGUAUUCCGUUCCCAACCAUUGGCAACAGGAUUCAGAAAAUGAGGUAAUUGAUAAGACCACACAUCCUGACAUUUGAGAACGUACUAAUAUUACGGUCCUAACUGCCCCAUUCCAUCUCUGACUUGUAGUGACCCAUUUUGAACUACUCAUCAUCCAUGAAUCAAUCAGUGGUAUUUAUCGAGUGCUUAGUUUAGGCAGAGCACUGUACUAAGCAUUUGGGAGAGUACAGCAUAACAGAGUUGGUAGAUAACGAUCCUUGCCCACAGCAAGCAAAUCUACACCAACCCCUCUUGAGCUUACUGAACCCCUCUUUUUGGCCUGUACAACUUCCCGUGGGAAUGAAUUCCAUCUGCUUCUCACCCACUCGGUGAAGGAGUGGGUAGUUUCUUCUCCUGGUGAAA
Messenger RNA from Tachyglossus aculeatus (Australian echidna), 1314 nucleotides. It is a transcript of the gene FKBP7, whose product is annotated as FKBP prolyl isomerase 7. The transcript has 5 exons. The record is from RefSeq and is a predicted model, not a curated record. Lineage: Eukaryota; Metazoa; Chordata; Mammalia; Monotremata; Tachyglossidae. Bases 163 to 825 code for a protein of 220 amino acids. Gene Ontology annotation, molecular function: peptidyl-prolyl cis-trans isomerase activity; calcium ion binding.